GGGCCCUUAUUAUGAAUUACGAAACGAACGGCAGAAAAAACGAAACUCGAAGAAACGAAAGUCAUGGUGAAGAGCGAUUAUAAGAUACGAAAAUAGAAAACAAAAAAAAUUGCCAGGCAAAAACGAAAAAUGAUAAUUUCUUAAAGGAGCAACUAACUUCACUCCUAUUAACAAAUGUCAAAAUAUAAAUAAAGUCGAGGAAGUUUCAAAAAUAAAUGUAAUUUGCAUAAAUUCUAUAAAAUGUUUUUUCACUGCGAUUAUUUUCUUGAAAGCGAAGAUGAAUCCCAAACUAACGAAGAAGAGGAAAUGCGUAUAAAAAGAAGAGUUUUAAGAGAUUCAUCGAACCCCAUGAGCCUUCCAAGUUCAACGUAAGUAAAGUGAAAUCGAUUCAAUCUAGUAUUAAAAAAAAACCUCCUAAAAUAUUUGUCAGGUUCAAGCUUCUUUAUCGUUUGAACAAGGACGCAUUCAAAUAUGUAUUAGAAGAGAUCGAUCCUCACCUUCCUAGUUUCAAUUCUACAUACAUACCAAAUGUAUUGAAAUUAGCUGCAACACUCCGGUUUCUGGCCGAGGGUGGUUACCAAAGAGAAACCGGACAGGACUUCCUUGUUGGUAUGGCACAACCAACUUUGUCGGUCACCCUCUCAAAAAUAUUGACAAUCAUGGAAAAAGUUCUCUGCCCAAAGUUUAUAUCCUUUUCAUCGACGGAAGAAGAAAAGACUGCAAGCAAACAACAUUUUUACGAAAAAUUUGGGUUUCCUGGCAUUAUCGGUUGUGUAGAUGGAACACACAUCAAAAUUAUAAGACCAGUAGUAAAUGAGCAUCUUUACUUCAAUAGGAAAGGUGACCAUAGUAUCAAUGCAAUGAUCGUCUGUGAUUACAAAAUGAGAAUCCGCGCUAUUGACGCCCGUUAUGGAGGAGCGUCCCAUGACUCAUUUGUCUUCAGUUUAAGCGCCUAUCGCAGACACCUUGAGCAGAAAUGGAAUGAUGGUGAUAGGAGAAGUUGGUUGUUGGGUGAUUCUGGGUACACUCUGGAACCGUGGAUGAUGACUCCCUACCGAACUACGCAAGAAGGAGGUCGAGAAGAGCAUUUUAAUACUAUUCAUUCUAAAUGCAGGAAUAUUGUUGAGAGGACGAUAGGCGUUUUAAAAUCUUGGCUUGGCUCGUCGGCAAGUAAUUUUUUGCUAUAUUUGGAUUGGUUUCCAUAA
This is a messenger RNA of Eupeodes corollae, 1205 nucleotides long. Its product is annotated as putative nuclease HARBI1. The transcript is spliced from 3 exons. The record is from RefSeq and is a predicted model, not a curated record. NCBI's taxonomy places the organism in Eukaryota, Metazoa, Arthropoda, Insecta, Diptera, Syrphidae. The coding region runs from base 612 to 1205 and encodes 197 amino acids.